Molecule: messenger RNA, 208 nt
Organism: Ilex paraguariensis (yerba mate)
Lineage: Eukaryota; Viridiplantae; Streptophyta; Magnoliopsida; Aquifoliales; Aquifoliaceae
Source: the annotation of a GenBank genome assembly
GGUCAAGGGAGUGAAAUCGAGAAGUUUAAGGACCAAGGAGCAAAAAGUGAAUAAUUUCAAGGACCUCCACCAUUCGGUUGCACUAGCAGGCUCAAGUUCCAAGGUUAACAGUCAAAAAGGAGGAUUUCCAGUGGAUCACUAUCGUCUAGAUGCCAAUCACCACCAUCCGAAUGGUGCUAAACAAACUAGAUUUUGCUUCUCCACCAAG